Messenger RNA from Sesamum indicum (sesame), 1976 nucleotides. Lineage: Eukaryota; Viridiplantae; Streptophyta; Magnoliopsida; Lamiales; Pedaliaceae. The record is from RefSeq and is a predicted model, not a curated record.
AAGAGUAGUAGAAGAGGAAAAAGGGAAACCAGAGAAUAGUAAACGAGCCCUAGCUGUUGGUCAUCUUCUCCCCCUCACUCUCUCCAGCUCGCCGCUCUCUCACUCCUCUCCUUUCAGAGCAGAAGUCAGGAGUUUGUUUUACUUAUCUGAGAUGACAAGUAGAGAAGAUUUGGAUGUUGAUGAUGAUGAUUUUAGUGAAAUCUACAAGGCAUACACUGGCCCUCUGGGUUCUAAUGCGACAAAUGAACAAGAAAGAGCAACAACAAAUAAAAGACCUCGUGCAGCUUCGGAUGAAGAAGAGGAAACCCGUGAUCCUAAUGCCGUCCCAACAGAUUUUACUAGCCGAGAAGCUAAAGUUUGGGAAGCUAAAUCUAAAGCUACAGAGAGGAACUGGAAGAAGAGGAAAGAAGAGGAAAUGAUCUGUAAAAUAUGUGGUGAAUCUGGUCACUUUACACAGGGUUGCCCAUCUACUCUUGGAGCUAAUCGCAAGUCGCAAGAUUUCUUUGAAAGGGUGCCUGCAAGAGAUCCUCACGUGAAAGCUUUAUUCUCGGAAGAUGUGGUAAACAAAAUUGAGAAUGAUAUUGGUUGUAAAAUCAAAAUUGAGGAAAAAUUUAUCAUUGUCAGUGGCAAGGAUAGGCUGAUCCUGAAAAAAGGUGUUGACGCUGUUCACAAAAUUAAAGAAGGGGGUGAGAAUAAGGGUGUUAAUAAGUUCUCGGAUGAGGGCGAGCACAAAAGUUCUGCCGGCUCCCCCGUUUCCCAGUCCAGGUCGUUUGAACGUAAAAGUCCUCUUACAUCUCGGUUGGGACGAUCAGAUUCCCAAAGGUCCAAUCACAGCCCUCACAACCCUGCACACAACCCACGUAGGUAUGGCAGACACGAGAAAGGUGUGGAAGACCGUGUUCGUGAAGAUCUACAAAAAUUGUCAGGAGGCUCUCCUCAUGCAAGAGCUUAUGGUAGUGAUGGAGGUAGAGGUCGAUCAAGCCACUCAAAGUCUCCAGCACCUUCCUCCUAUGCAGGAAAUUCCUAUAAUUCAUAUGAAGGUCAUACUCAGAAUAGAGGUGGCAUCAGAACUGAUGGAUGGAAUGCUGAAAGAGGUGUUUCUAACAUGCAAUCUGGCCGUAACUUUGACUUCCCUUCCUUUCCCCAGACAUUGGAGGAAUUGGAGUUGCAAUAUAAAAGGGAGGCAAUGGAACUUGCAAGAAUUCGAGACAGAGAAGAAGAUGAGGAAAACGACAAGCAUCGCGAGGCUGUCAGAGAAAUAAGGGAGAAUUACAUGAAAAAAGUGGCUAUGCUGAAGGGUGUGCAUGCAAAUAUGUGGGAAGAGUUUCUUCAACUAGAGGGCCAAAGGAGGCAACAAGCACGUCAGCACAUUUCCGCAUCUGGGUUUGGAAAUUAUAAACAACCAAGUUAUCCAGAGUUUGAUAGUUCUUCUGGCAACUUUCAUCAUUCUGGAACCAGUAUACACUCAAGGGGAAGGUAUCCAAAUGCCAUGGAUAGUUAUCCUUCUUCUAGGCCCAGUGACUAUGAUGACUUCCAGCGACACAGGCGUGAUGAUUUUGGGAAACCAUAUAAUCGAUACUAAAUUGGUUGGAGGAAUUUAAAUUUGGAUGCCAUUGUUGCUUGCCUACAAGUAUUGCACUGGGAGCACUGUGUCUAGGUAAGUAUGCAUUGUUAUCAUGUUGACAUGUUGUCGACUCUUAGAUGAAGGCAUUAGUUUCUCUAUGGUGAAACUUCCAUUCGUUACUUUCGGACUUCAUAGGACCACCUUUGUAAUCCAAAACGUGUACUGUUUUCUGGCUUGUAACUACAAAAUUUUGGAUGUUGGCUGGAGGUAUGCUGUUUAUUUGGACUGGCAAAGCAGGAGUUCUUGGUCGUAUUGAUGGCAGAAGCAAUCUGAACCAUAUUUUUUUAUCUGUUUUCUCAAAGCCAACGAACAUCUGUUUGCUACUUCCGCGAACCUAUUGGGUUUUUUUUCC